This is a messenger RNA of Symphalangus syndactylus (siamang), 7084 nucleotides long. RefSeq names its product adhesion G protein-coupled receptor G6 (gene ADGRG6). The record is from RefSeq and is a predicted model, not a curated record. Lineage: Eukaryota; Metazoa; Chordata; Mammalia; Primates; Hylobatidae. Gene Ontology annotation, cellular component: plasma membrane. Gene Ontology annotation, molecular function: laminin binding; G protein-coupled receptor activity. Gene Ontology annotation, biological process: heart trabecula formation; adenylate cyclase-activating G protein-coupled receptor signaling pathway; cell surface receptor signaling pathway.
GUGGCGCCGGAAGCGCGGGCGGAGCGCACGGGUCCGGGGAGAGCCGCCUGCGCCCGCGAGGGGGACCCAAGUCCCCAGAGUGGUGGCCAAGUCCCGCCUCCCGCCAGCGGGGGCGAGGACCUGCGACGCGCACCCCUGCCCGGCCCGGUCUCCUCAGCACCAGCCCCACGCACACCCGACUUCCUCAGCUUCUCGUCCUCACCCUGCCAACUUCCCUGCGAGGAGGAACCUGCCGCCAGCCUGCUUCCUCGUCCGCAGGCCCUGCGCUGAACGCUGCCGCGACCAGGGUUCACCUUGCGCCGUCAGGAAAGCCCAUGAACUCUCCAGAAACGGCGUAAAGGAGGGUCCCGCCGCGGUGCACGGCUGGGGCGCCUGGGUUCCCCCUGGGUGGAGCAGCCGCAGCAGAGCGGGAAAGUAGCGGAGGAUGAUCUUGCGGCCAAAGGGGACCUCGGCGCAGUAACGUCAACAUGAUGUUUCGCUCAGAUCGAAUGUGGAGCUGCCAUUGGAAAUGGAAGCCCAGUCCUCUUCUGUUCUUAUUUGCUUUAUAUAUCAUAUGGGUUCCUCACUCAGUAUGGGGAUGUGCCAGCUGCCGAGUGGUUUUGUCCAACCCUUCUGGGACCUUUGCUUCUCCAUGCUACCCUAACGACUACCCAAACAGCCAGGCUUGCAUGUGGACGCUCCGAGCCCCCACCGGUUAUAUCAUUCAGAUAACAUUUAAUGACUUUGACAUUGAAGAAGCUCCCAAUUGCAUUUAUGACUCAUUAUCCCUUGAUAAUGGAGAGAGCCAGACUAAAUUUUGUGGAGCAACUGCCAAAGGCCUAUCAUUUAACUCAAGUGCGAAUGAGAUGCAUGUGUCCUUUUCAAGUGACUUUAGCAUCCAGAAGAAAGGUUUCAAUGCCAGCUACAUCAGAGUUGCCGUGUCCUUAAGGAAUCAAAAAGUCAUUUUACCCCAGACAUCAGAUGCUUACCAGGUAUCUGUUGCAAAAAGCGUCUCCAUUCCAGAGCUCAGUGCUUUCACACUCUGCUUUGAAGCAACCAAAGUUGGCCAUGAAGACAAUGAUUGGACAGCUUUCUCCUACUCAAAUGCAUCCUUCACACAAUUGCUUAGUUUUGGAAAGGCCAAGAAUGGCUACUUUCUAUCCAUUUCUGAUUCAAAAUGUUUGCUGAACAAUGCAUUACCUGUCAAGGAAAAAGAAGACAUUUUUGCAGAAAGCUUUGAGCAGCUUUGCCUUGUUUGGAAUAAUUCUUUGGGGUCUAUUGGUGUAAAUUUCAAAAGAAACUAUGAAACAGUUCCAUGUGAUUCUACCCUUAGUAAAGUUAUUCCUGGGAAUGGGAAAUUGUUGUUGGGCUCCAGUCAAAAUGAAAUUGUCUCUCUAAAAGGGGACAUUUAUAACUUUCGACUUUGGAAUUUUACCAUGAAUGCCAAAAUCCUCUCCAACCUCAGCUGUAAUGUGAAGGGGAAUGUAGUCGACUGGCAAAAUGACUUCUGGAAUAUCCCAAACCUAGCUCUGAAAGCUGAAGGCAACCUAAGCUGUGGUUCCUACCUGAUCCCGCUCCCGGCAGCAGAACUGGCCAGCUGUGCAGACCUGGGGACCCUCUGUCAAGCUACUGUAAACUCUCCUAGUACUACACCACCCACUGUCACCACUAACAUGCCUGUUACUAACAGAAUCGAUAAACAAAGGAAUGAUGGAAUUAUCUAUAGAAUAUCCGUAGUGAUUCAAAACAUCCUUCGUCACCCUGAGGUAAAAGUACAGACCAAGGUGGCAGAAUGGCUCAAUUCAACCUUCCAAAAUUGGAACUACACGGUUUAUGUCGUUAAUAUCAGUUUUCACCUGAGUGCUGGAGAGGACAAGAUUAAAGUCAAGAGAAGCAUUGAGAAUGAGCCAAGGUUGGUGCUUUGGGCCCUUCUAGUUUACAAUGCUACCAACAAUACUAAUUUAGAAGGAAAAAUCAUUCAGCAGAAGCUCCUAAAAAAUAAUGAGUCCUUGGAUGAAGGCUUGAGGCUACAUACAGUGAAUGUGAGACAACUGAGUCAUUGUCUUGCCGUGGAGGAACCCAAAGGCUACUACUGGCCAUCUAUCCAACCUUCUGAAUACGUUCUUCCUUGUCCAGACAAGCCUGGCUUUUCUGCUUCACGGAUAUGUUCUUACAAUGCUACCAAUCCAUUGGUAACCUACUGGGGACCUGUUGAUAUCUCCAACUGUUCAAAAGAAGCAAAUGAAGUUGCUAACCAGAUUUUAAAUUUAACUGCUGAUGGGCAGAACUUAACCUCAGCCAAUAUUACCAACAUUGUGGAACAGGUCAAAAGAAUUGUGAAUAAAGAAGAAAACAUUGAUAUAACACUUGGCUCAACUCUAAUGAAUAUAUUUUCUAAUAUCUUAAGCAGUUCAGACAGUGACUUGCUUGAGUCUUCUUCUGAAGCUUUAAAAACAAUUGAUGAAUUGGCCUUCAAGAUAGACCUAAAUAGCACAUCACAUGUGAAUAUUGCAACUCGGAACUUGGCUCUCGGCGUAUCAUCCCUGUUACCAGGGACAAAUGGAAUUUCAAAUUUUAGCAUUGGUCUUCCAAGCAAUAAUGAAUCGUAUUUCCAGAUGGAUUUUGAGAGUGGACAAGUGGAUCCACUGGCGUCUGUAAUUUUGCCUCCAAACUUACUUGAGAAUUUAAGUCAACAAGAUUCUGUAUUAGUUAGAAGAGCACAGUUUACUUUCUUCAACAAAACUGGACUUUUCCAGGAUGUAGGACCCCAAAGAAAAACCUUAGUGAGUUAUGUGAUGGCGUGCAGUAUUGGAAACAUUACUAUCCAGAAUCUGAAGGAUCCUGUUCAAAUAAAAAUCAAACAUACAAGAACUCAGGAAGUGCAUCAUCCCAUCUGUGCCUUCUGGGAUCUGAACAAAAACAAUAAACUCUGUAUGGCAGAAGAGACUGAGGCAAAUUUCUCUGUAGAAGGUCUCAUCCAUUAUAGAGAAGACACUGACCUGCUGUUUUCACACUGUUUGUUGAUUCCUUCAACAGAAAGUUUUGGAGGAUGGAACACGUCAGGAUGUGUUGCACACAGAGAUUCAGAUGCAAGUGAGACAGUCUGCCUGUGUAACCACUUCACACACUUUGGAGUUCUGAUGGACCUUCCAAGAAGUGCCUCACAGUUAGAUGCAAGAAACACUAAAGUCCUCACUUUCAUCAGCUAUAUUGGGUGUGGAAUAUCUGCUAUUUUUUCAGCAGCAACUCUCCUGACAUAUGUUGCUUUUGAGAAAUUGCGAAGGGAUUAUCCCUCCAAAAUCUUGAUGAACCUGAGCACAGCCCUGCUGUUCCUGAAUCUCCUCUUCCUCCUAGAUGGCUGGAUCACCUCCUUCAAUGUGGAUGGAUUUUGCAUUGCUGUUGCAGUCCUGUUGCAUUUCUUCCUUCUGGCAACCUUUACCUGGAUGGGGCUAGAAGCAAUUCACAUGUACAUUGCUCUAGUUAAAGUAUUUAACACUUACAUUCGCCGAUACAUUCUAAAAUUCUGCAUCAUUGGUUGGGGUUUGCCUGCCUUAGUGGUGUCAAUUGUUCUAGCGAGCAGAAACAAAAAUGAAGUCUAUGGAAAAGAAAGUUAUGGGAAAGAAAAAGGUGAUGAAUUCUGUUGGAUUCAAGAUCCAGUCAUAUUUCAUGUGACCUGUGCUGGGUAUUUUGGAGUCAUGUUCUUUCUGAACAUUGCCAUGUUCAUUGUGGUAAUGGUGCAGAUCUGUGGGAGGAAUGGCAAGAGAAGCAACCGGACCCUGAGGGAAGAAGUGUUAAGGAACCUGCGCAGUGUGGUUAGCUUGACCUUUCUGUUGGGCAUGACAUGGGGUUUUGCAUUCUUUGCCUGGGGACCCUUAAAUAUCCCCUUCAUGUACCUCUUCUCCAUCUUCAAUUCAUUACAAGGCUUAUUUAUAUUCAUCUUCCACUGUGCUAUGAAGGAGAAUGUUCAGAAACAGUGGCGGCGGCAUCUCUGCUGUGGUAGAUUUCGGUUAGCAGAUAACUCAGAUUGGAGUAAGACAGCUACCAAUAUCAUCAAGAAAAGUUCUGAUAAUCUAGGAAAAUCUUUGUCUUCAAGCUCCAUUGGUUCCAGCUCAACCUAUCUUACAUCCAAAUCUAAAUCCAGCUCUACCACCUAUUUCAAAAGGAAUAGCCACACAGACAAUGCUUCCAUGGACAAGUCCUUGUCAAAACUGGCCCAUGCUGAUGGAGAUCAAACAUCAAUCAUCCCUGUCCAUCAGGUCAUUGAUAAAGUCAAGGGUUAUUGCAAUGCUCAUUCAGACAACUUCUAUAAAAAUAUUAUCAUGUCAGACACCUUCAGCCACAGCACAAAGUUUUAAUGUCUUUAAGAUAAAGAAAUCAAUCUGCAGAAAUGUGAAGAUUUGCAAGCAGUGAAAACUGCAACUAGUGAUGUAAAUGUGCUAUUACCUAGGUAACUGCAUAUAUAUAAGGAAUGUAUUUUGUUAAGAAGGCUUUUGUGAAAUUUGGAAUUUUUCUUUUUAAUAUAUUUCUUCCGUGGAAGAGUUGUCAUCAUCACUAAAACUUCAGUACUAAGAGCAACAUGACUCAGUAGCCACAGAAGCUAUGAUUUUUAAAAUAUAUAAUUGAAUCAGAGUAAUCAUAAUGCAGGGGAGACAUUCAAAUUAGAGACAAGGGAGAAGCAAUGCUGAGGAAGACCCUAGACAGAGCUCAUUUUACUCCACCUAAUCGUUAUAUCUGGAUAUACCCAUUUUCUGCGUCUUCUUUCUCAACAAUAAAAAAUGUAACUAUUUUGAAUGCCCACAAAUCCCAUUCCAGUGUUACUGCCUGUGAAUGCAGUACCAUGUUCUCAUUUUCAAUGACAUUUCAACCACAGGCAGAAAAGACUGUUUACUCCUUAACCCAAAGAUUAAAAAGGAUUUUUUUUAUUAUUUUAAAUAUUACACCUUCAGAACCGUAACAUGCUUAAGAAAAUUUUCCCAAAAUGUUGACCUAGUUAAUGAGGCUAUAUAAAUUUCUAAUAUUUUACUUAUUCUAUUCAAGGCAUAUGGCCAAAGCAGUAAGUAUAAUUUAAUCCCAUACAUUUGAGUUAAGUUUAGUGUUGAUGAUGUUCCAUCAUUGUGGACUCCCAGGAGUUGUUUAAGAAUGAAUCUCUUACACCUCUACUUUUGCCCCUGUAUUGUAUAUUAAGCCCAUAGGCUUGUGGGAGGAAGGAGAAUUUCCAUUAGGCAAGCUGUAUGCAGUGGAAUUUUCCUUUUAGGAGACACACAAUUGAGACUCUCUGGUUCUGUCCUUGCUUUGGAGACUUUAAGACAUUUCCUAAUGCACAAAUGAAAGCCUCGUAUUUCUCCAUUGAGAGUUUUGUUCCAAGGAAUAUGAAGUGAGACAUAUGGGUGAGUCAUAAUAAUCAAAAUAAUUUAUGAACAGCUGGGUCUGCAAUAGCUAGUCUAAAAACUACUUGUGUGUCAGUCCUCUGGUUAUAGUAUAUAAGAGCCUGAGGAGGUCUGGCAAGAUAGAUGGUGUAUUAUUUAUGGAUCAGGCUGCUGCAUACAAACCUUGCAUACUGUUAUACAGCUUACCUAACUCUCAGACUAUUCUGAGAAAUGCUUCCUUGCUAAUGAAUGUAUAGGGGACCACACUGUAAUUGUUCUUAGAUGAUGGAGUCCAUGCAGUUUCUUAGAAAUCGGUCUCAGUGCACGCUGUGCUUUUUCACAUUUGCUCUGGGUUAUGUGGGAAGUAUCAGGUUCUGGGAGGCAACAGCAUUCAGUGAUAAGGAAAGGAGACAUUCUGGCAAAGCCAAUCUACUUAAAGGCAAAGUCCAGAACCUGGAACCUAGAGGCCUUUCUCUCUGCAUGAAAAACAGGUAGUUUGCAGUCUGAGACAUGGGAGAGCUUUUAGGCUACACAGCAACCCAAGGGACCUCUCACCUUUUGCUGAGCUUCAAUCAGGAAGCUAUUUGCCUGGCUCCAGCAGAUGAUGAGAUAAUGAGGUAGUGGGUUUUUUAUUACUGUUCCAUUUUGCAACAUCCUGCAACACCAUCCUGGAAGACAAGAGCAUUACCCAGCUUGGCUUUCACAGGGGAGGGUUGUAUUCAGUAAAAAAUAAUAGUAAAUCUAAGGUCACUGAGAUUCUAAGUAAAAUAGUAAAUCUAAGGUCACUGAGCCAAAUCCUUUUCAAUAGGCAUAUAUUAACAGGCUGCUUAUUUUGGCAGAGGUUACAUAUGGAUGAAAAUGAAUCUUAGUCACUGAAUAUUCAUAUACAUUUCCCCCAAAACCUUAGACAUUCAUAGUAGAUUUUAAUUAGCUUUCUAACUAGUCAGAUUUCUGCCCAAAGUGCUUAGUCAAUAGUAAUUUAGAUAUAGCUUCAAAAAUGGCUUUGCUUUUGAUUUCUACUCAUAUUCAUAUGGCUCCAGAAAAAUAUUUUUUUCAUAUUAGACAAUGUCAGAUCCAUUUUAGAAAUUUUCAAUAACAAGAUGAGAAAAAAAUUAAGAAAUUGCUCAAGAGAAACAUUUGUAAAUGGAUUUGAAAGAUUGAGCCAAAUUCUAUCGUCAGUUCUAAAUAUGCAGUUCUCACCUCCAUUUAGGCCCCCAUCAGAACAGAGGGUCAGGAAUUUAGCUGGGUAGCGUAAAUUUAGUUCAGCCUACCUUUGAGAAUAGCAUCAAUUCAGACUCUCUUUUCAUUAUGUUUUCUUUUCUUUUUCCCUCUUUUUAAACUACAUUGUGUCAGAGUCGUAGUCUAGGAUCCUGAGAUAUUUUCCAUUCUUGUCACCAUUCACUUGCAUUGUAAAGAUUUUCUUUGUCUAUUGUUGGCAUAGAUUCUUUUGUACAUAUUUAUUUAUUUGUGUUUAUACAUGUCAGUUGGUUUCCUAUCUUAGCUUGGUAUUGCCUAGCUUUGUUGUUUUAAUUAACUUUCUAUUAGAGAGACUGUAUAUAUUUUUUUCUAAAUACUUUGUGAAAUCAUUUUUGGUAGCAAUAUCUUUGAAUAUGAUGAAUAAAAGUGACUGUGAGUGCAAAUAGAAUUAGCAGUAAGAAGCUACUCUAGCUAAUUUGCCAUUUUACUUAAAUGGAAAAUGUUUUUCAAAUAAAUACUUACGUUGUUCAUGUUCCAAGUUA